Molecule: messenger RNA, 126 nt
Organism: Funneliformis mosseae
Lineage: Eukaryota; Fungi; Glomeromycota; Glomeromycetes; Glomerales; Glomeraceae
Source: the annotation of a GenBank genome assembly
UACGAGUCAAAACGAAUUCUCAAAUUCGUACCGUACCGUACUGGUUCUAUUAUGCCCAGUACCGGUAGUAUUUAUAGAGCUUUUGUUAUAGAACCAGUACGGUUCGCUGAUCUGCAACAUCGUACC